GUUUUCCUUAAACGUAACCAAAUAAGAAGGCUAACUGAAUAAAGAGUGUUAGCCUUUUCCUAUCAAUUAUCCUUACAUUUAGCCACAUAGAGUGUGACAUUAGCAAUCCCUUCCUAAGAGUCUUUCACUCUCUUCAUCAUACUCUUCUUCAAUUUUCAAAAAUAAGCGAAAUGCAUUUAACAUUCUUGAAACGGUUACCAGUUCCUUGGCGAUCCAUCAAAGUCAACAAUUGAAUGAAACACGGAUCUAAUCCCUCUCUCCCUCUCUUUCUUAUCCGCCUCAUUAAUCUUUUCUGUCCUUUUCUCUUCUGUUCUGUUCUUGAAAAUAUUCUUCUUCAAAUCUCCAUCGAUUGUAUUAGUUGGUUUCUUCGCACGUAGAUCUCAUGCGCAGUGUAUAAAACUAAAUGUGGCCGCCACGGAAAAACAUUUGAACAAAACGCUAAAUGAUUGCCAUGCUUAGGGUGAAUUCUAAAGCGAAGUGAAAAGACCUUCUAUAGGCCCCUCCUUAUAUGUUUGUAAAUUGUGAUGAUAUUAUUUUACAGGAAAUCAACCAAAGGAUCGGCUUUUUUCCCUUUUAUUGAUAAGACAUAAUAAUUUAUAAAAAAAACUAUUGUAAAGUAUGGACGAUUAGGCCGUUAAUUAUAGGAAUUCAAUUCCUUUUCGUAGCCCAUAUUACGAUUUUUUUAUUGACUUUGCUUUUUUACAACUUGUGGAUGGAACAAAGUUAUAAUCUCUGUAUAUAGAGAGAGGAUAGAAGAAGGCUACUCUCGAGAAAUAGAGGCCGGUUUAAGGAAUUUAUUCGGCUGAAAAAACAAGUAAUAUUAAAACAAACAACACUUAGAAUUGUCUGCUAUAAGACAAACGCUGAAACGUUGGAGAGGACGAGAGACUAGUUUGUACAGAAAUUGAAAACCAUACAGAAUGAUGCAAUGAACUCGAUCAUUAUUCUACUUGUCUCAGUUGCUAAUUGUGAGUUGAUAUGGCCAAAGAAAGAUCAGGUGGCCAUUAUAGAUGGCGAUGUAGCUAUAGGUGGAUUAAUGAUGAUCCACGAAAGAGAUGAGCACUUAAUUUGUGGACAAGUCAUGCCCCAAGGAGGAAUUCAAGCGACUGAAGCUAUGCUUUACACAAUCAGAUGGAUUAACGACAAUAAAAUCAUCCCUGGGAUUAAUCUAGGAGCACGAAUUAAGGAUGAUUGUGAUAGAGAUAUUUACGGUUUAGAGCAGUCAGUCGAUUUUAUACGCGGUAAGUAAAUUCACUUGUUUCUUUGGUUUGAGUGAGGAAAGCUAUCGGCUUCCUGAUGGGUCGUCUUGGCAUGUUCGUGACAGAGUAACCGCAACUUAACAAGUUGAUAGAUAGAGAGACAAUUUUGUCACUGUACGACAUACAAAAGGCCAAUAUUCACUGGCUUCGCCUAGUCAUUUCAAUUCAUAUAUAACCUACAGGUUCAUUAAAUUAGCUUUAUAGCUAGUAUAACUUUCAAGUAAGAAACUUCUUAAAUAACUCUUUAGUACGUUCUCUAUGAGCAUUUCCAGAGCAUUUCCAGAGCAUGCGAAAGGCGCAGAAUAGGCUUUUCUAAAAACUAAUUUGCAAAAUUGUACGGUCACCAACCGCAGAUGAUAUUAUAUCGAUCUUACGUUACUAGCUAAAAAAAUUAUUAAUUGUUACAUGAGCAUAUCGCUAACGUUUAUCGAAGAGCAGAGAAAGAAGACGACUAUUUCAUAAGAGAGAACAAAUAUAUAGGGAAGAAGAAAGCAUUGAGGUUAAGAGGAAGAGGAUAGAGG
Dimorphilus gyrociliatus is the source of this 1780-nucleotide messenger RNA. The record is from the annotation of a GenBank genome assembly. Lineage: Eukaryota; Metazoa; Annelida; Polychaeta; Dinophilidae.